Molecule: messenger RNA, 7318 nt
Organism: Toxoplasma gondii ME49
Lineage: Eukaryota; Apicomplexa; Conoidasida; Eucoccidiorida; Sarcocystidae
Product: helicase, putative
Exons: 15
Coding region: 1829-5896 (1355 amino acids)
Biological process (GO): nucleobase-containing compound metabolic process; establishment of sister chromatid cohesion
Cellular component (GO): nucleus
Molecular function (GO): DNA helicase activity; DNA binding; ATP binding
Source: RefSeq, a predicted model, not a curated record
CAUGAGGCGAGGCACAGGACAAAACACAGGAAUGGGAACAGCGGGUUUCGUCAAGGACGUGCAGACAGAUCACCGGCGAUUCUGUGUCGUGCCCUCGAGAAUCUGUCGAGAGAGACACGCAGAACAUUGGUGGACCCCCCCCUACACGGAAACGAGAAGGACAACCCCGUUGCGAGUCAGGCACGCCGAGAAAUCUCGAGUGCGCUAGUCUGUUCUGAACCUGAAUCGCCCAAACCGCCUGAGAGGAGGCUUUGAACGGAGAAAGAACCCCACUUUUCUGCGCCUGCUUCAAAGAUACUCUUUAGACCUACACGUCGAAGUUGCGCUAGUCGGUCGAGCUGAUCGCCUCUCGUCUUCGGAUUUUAACACACCGAGGACUCGCAGAGAGCGAAAACAGCUUGUCUCCACCGUCGGAUUGACGGACUACAUGCGAUAGAUCGUGGAAAUAGGUUAACAACUACAUUCAAGAUCUGACAGCACCGCCCCAUGCCUCGCACUCCGACUCUCCUGGAGUGCUUGAGACAGCUAAAUUAGUGCAUUUUCAGGUUGCUGUUCCACCCCAGCUAUGCGGUAGACGCACGUUAUAGGGAUGAAUAUGUUUCCUCGUAUGAAAAGCGAGAGAAAACGACUCACACGCUCGUGUGACCGACUUCCGUCGACUCUCGACAUUCACGGAAGUCUUUCCUUGCGUUUGCGUCCGUUGGUAGGGUUCGCAAGAAACCGGGAAAAGAAGGACCGUUUGACUUGCGAAUGACGCAAGUUUCGACCGUGGUACUUCAACAGAACGUCUGCAGGUGGACGAACGCGAACUCUGCAGGUAUCAAAGUUCUUCUGCACACCUCACAGAUGAUUGGGUCACUGCCUCCAGCUUAACCUGCGUUACCAGGGGAAACGGGCCUCAAUUUCCCGGAAGUUCAUUUCCUCUGCAGCACUUCGUCGAAAGAAUUCAGGCGUCAUCCCUUCCACAGUCCGGCGCAGAACCGAUUUGCACAAAGUCUAUUUUUCCUUUUCCUUCCAACGCAUGCGUAGGCCACGACGCGCGUCUUUCUGUCUCCAUCGGGAGAAGCCCAGUUUUAGAGAGAAAUCAGUGUCCUUCUCCGCUCCGAGUCUACUCUCGACUUAGAAAAGAGACAGAACCACUCUCGUAGAGACAUGCAUUUUUGGAAUUAAGAUGUACAAGAAUGCGAGCUGCUCUGUCUCUCCGACUCGCCAGCUGAGCUGUCUCCGCACAUGCAGGUUGCCGUCUCAACCUCCGUGUCUUCAUGCGAGUGGCUUUCUCCUUCGUGGGUUUCGGUCGAUAAACUUCAGGCUUCUUUUUCCUCGAUUUCUCUCGCACGCAUUCGGAUUGCGGUUGUCUUUGGCAUUUCUUAGCUAUCAGAGACGCUCUUUCUUGCCGACCCGCCGACCCCCCUCGAUGUCUCGGUGUACCCAUUCUCUAAGAUGGUUGCGUCGAUCCCUUUCGAAGACUUCUGUUACGCUUCUUUUUCGCUUCUCGACUUCCUUCGCUUUCUAUCCGUUCUUCUCUCUUCUCCGUCCUUUCUUCAUCUUUUAGAGUCUUCCCUGUUCGUCGUCCCUCGGACUUCUCGCGCUUCUCCGUUGCCCUUCUUUCGUCUCUCGGCCCUACAAGUAACCGGGAUUCGAAAGUUUUAAGGAGAAGCUGGUAUAGCAAGUUUCAUCUUCACUCUCGUCUCACUCUCUUCUCUUCAGAGAGCAGUCUUCUUUAAAUUCUUCGUCUCCAUUCUCUUUCUCUCCUCCAUCUUGUUCGCGCCUUCCACUUCCUUUGUCUCCCUCUUCUUCGUCUGCAUGUUCUCUGCCUCUGCCCCAAAAGAUGGAGAAAGUUUUUUCUCUCCCUAAAAGCGCCGGUGGCUGUCUCAAGCAGGCUGCAGGACCUGGAACGCAAGUUUCGUCACCUCCUCAUGCAGGGCAGACAGCGGCAUCUGCAUGCUUCUCUUUCUUCGACCCCUACCCUGUCCAGCGAGACUUCAUGGCACACGUCACAGCUUUUCUGGAAAAUCCAGAAAAAAAAUUCACCAUGCUGGAAAUGCCAACGGGGACCGGCAAGACGCUCGCGCUCCUCGCCAGCACUCUUUCUUGGUUGGAGAAGAACGAAGAGAAGCUGAUGGUCGAGCGCAUGCAGACCGAAGAUGGCCGGCGCGAGACAGACAGAGACAACAUGGACGAUACAGGUCCAAGGAGAGAAACGAAAGCGCCUCCCGCGUGGAUCCGAGCAGCGUACGAAGCGCAGCAACGCGCGACAGCGUCGGGAGCUUUGCAAGACGAAGAACGGCGAAGAAAGGAGCGACUGCAGCGCGCCGAGGCUCUCAGACGGGAGAUGGAAGAAGCAGAAAAAGAAACGAAAAAGGAGAGAGAAACGCAGGCCCCCGCGGCCAGCACGGCCGCUGGCAGCGGACAGGCGGCAAAGGCUGCUGCGACGCUCUGGCGGCGCCGGCAGGAGACGUACUCAAAAGAAGCUAAUCCCAGUGUUUCGAGUAGUCCAGGAGAAAGCGAGAAGAAGGACAACUUGCGUCUGCAGACAGAGGACCCUCAAGAGUUCCUUGUAGAUUUUUCUUCUCUCACAAUGAAAACUGAAGGAGAAAGCGACUCUUUGCCUGUGGAGAGCGAUCGCAAGACAGUCUACGCUCCUCGGAAAACGCAGGUCAUCAUCGCCAGCCGCACUCACUCGCAACUCAGACAAUACGUCGAAGAAAUUCGAAGAAUUCAACGCGCUGCCCUCUCUCCGUCUGCGGCUUCCUCAUCUUCUGUUUUGUGUCUUGGACGCUCUGGGAGAGAAUGCGGGGCGGCAGACUGUCCGGCGGGGAAGAGCGAAAGAGAAUUUGCAGACGCCGGGACACCGCAGCCGCUUCUCACUCGGCUUCAAGUGGCUGUCUUGGCCGGUCGAGACCGCCUCUGCGUAAAUCCGGCGGCUCGGAGGCAAGACUCUUCGACAGACGCGCGAAGGGAGGAAGGCGUCGAUCGCUCUGGAGACAUCGCCGACGCAUGCGCUUUGCUGCUCGACAAAGGGCAGUGUCCCUUCUAUGCACGACGGAGCGUUCUCGCCGACCUCGCUUUGACUGAGUGUAUGGACAUCGAAGACUUGACGAAGGCUGGGUGCUCUCCUGCUGUCAUGGGGUGUCCCUACUUCGCUGCUAAAGAGGCAGCGAAGGAAGCAGACGUUGUUCUGCUGCCCACGAGUGCUCUGCUGGCGACCCGCGAGAAAGAAGCUCUGGAAGCAUCUCUGGAGGGAGCUGUUGUCGCCAUCGACGAGGCUCACCACCUCCCGCGCCUUCUUGCCUCGGCGUCCUCUUCCUCUCUCGAGUCGGCAAUCUUAAAAGACGCCGUGGACGGCCUCAGCGAAUAUCUCGCGACCUACCAGGAUAGGCUGCAUCCGAAGUCAACGCAGGCGCUUCUUCAGUUACUUCGAUUCUCUAAAACUCUUUUCGAUGGCCUCUCCUCCUACCGACAAAGUGCCUCCCCCAACUCCGUCCCCGGUUCUGUCUUCUCUUCCAAAAUACAACAGACACCUCAUGAACCUCCUGUCUCCUCUUCGUCUUCCUCUUCUUUCUCUUCCUCUUCUUUCUCUUCCUCGUCUUUCUCUUCCUCUUCUUUCUCUUCGUCUUCGUCUUCUUCUUCUGCUUCUCGCGUAAAUGGAUGGACUGCUGAUCAAGAGGGCGAGGGAGACGGGGAAGCUGGUGGAGCUGUGUGUUCUCGGUUUCCAGAGCGGACAGCUUCUGCGGGGUGUGGACCCGCGAGCGAGGAAGAGCCUUUCGCUGUUUUCUCGCCGUCUCAGUUUCUGCGCAGUUUCCAGUUGGGGGACUUCGCUCUGCACGAGCUCCUCGUCUCUCUGACUCACCCGAAAAGUCAAGUCUGCCGGAAGCUUCGGGGCUUCUUGAUGAAGCGAAACACACGCCGAACGCAUGCGUCCGAGCAAGAGAUGAGACCGGCCUCACUAGGCGCCAGGCGGUGCGUAGAGAGACGCGCAGAGGCGCGAACGCCUUUCCGGUCUGCAGCAGAGGCUUUGGAUGGCCCCGGUCAAGCGCGUGGUGGAGACAAAACGAAGCCGGAAAAACACAACGCGAGAGCUGGCGCAUUUCACUCCACGUGUCUGUACACCCUGCGGGCGUUCCUCGACGCGCUUCUCGCCGCUGGCUCCGAAGAUAAAAUUCUCCUCCGAUUCAAGGUCCCCCCUGCAGGACAACUCGAGAGUCUGACGGAGGACGGAGAGAACAUCCCGGGAGAUGGCGAAACGCAGAACGCCUUCGCUUUCUCCUCCGUGCAAGUCGUCUGUCUCGACGAAGUGACCAAGUGUCGCCAGUGCAUUUUGAUGGGCGGAACGAUGGAACCGCGUCUCCGCUUUUCUCCUCUUUACGCGGCCUUGCCACCUUCGUCGAUUUUCCCCGCUUUCUCGGGGUCUCACGUCAUCGCAAAGGAGAACCUGCUGCUUCUCCCUCUCGAACGCUAUCACCUGUGCACCUUCGAUUCGAGAUUUUCGGAAAGAUGGAGACAAAAGGAGCAGCAGGAAGCCUUGCUUCACCUCCUUGUCUCGGGCGCCUCUGCGUUGCCGCCGGGACAGGGCCUGGUCGUCUUCUUCUCCUCCUUCUCGCAGUUGCGCGCAUUCUCCUUCUUCUUGCACCACCAAGCGUCGCCGGCGCUUCGCGCGGCGUUCCAGCAUGCAUGCGCCCACAUUUUCAUAGAAAGUCAAGACGGCGAGCGGGUCGCUUUGCAGAGGAUCUCUUCGGUAGCUUCUACGUCUCGCUCUGCUUCCGCUCAGUCAGGGGACGGCGAGAACUGGGCAGAGUCGAAGAAGAGAGAACGCGCGGACUCAGCAGGCAUCAGAGGAGACAGUCCAGAACGUUGCCAGCUUCUCACUCGGAAAGGAGGCGUGACGUACGGCCGCAGUGGGCCGCUCUUCGAAGCGUACAAACGCGUUCUGAUGGGGGAGGCCCCCAGCAAGACGCCAGGUAUUUGUCUUGAGCGCGAAACUCUCGCGUCGGCGUCGUCCGGCACUGCGGAACGACGUGGAGAGAAGCCGACAGGCUUGCCUGAAAGUGCCUCUACAGCUGCCAGUUUUCAUGCAAGCACACGCGAAUGCGAGCCGCCCAAAGCCGCCUUGUUUUGCGUCAUGAACGGCGCGCUUAGCGAAGGCGUGAAUUUCCACGAUAGCCUAGCCAGACUGCUAGUCCUCGUAGGGUUGCCGUUUCCUAGUAUCAAGGAUCCGGAGUUUCAGCUGCGGGCGGCUUUCUUUUCAUCUGUGCUCGAGCGGACACAGAGAAACGCAGACACACACGCUUCUGUCGGGGAAAAACGCGAGAGCGACACAACACGCGUCGAAAAAAACGUCGACAAAACUGAUAGCGGAGCAGCGCGCUUCCGGGCGGCGCAAACCACAGCUCAGGAGAACAGUGUUCAUGGGCGAGGAGGGAACCGGAGCAUGGACGCUGAAGCCUCGACCGUGAGGAAGCUUGAGAGAAAACCCCGCUGCGCUGAACCAACUCCCAACGGCCGAACCAGCUACGGUUUACUCCACUGCUUACAAACAGUUAACCAAACCAUCGGGAGAGCGAUCCGGCACAGCCAAGACUAUGCCGCAGUUUUGCUCGUUGACUGCCGCUACACUGCGAAACACAUCGAGACGCUUCUUUCUCCGUGGAUUAGAGAGGCUCUCGACGCCUCCCGCAGAGCCACAGAGGAGUCUAUUUCGCCUCUCGCCCGGGACUGGGCAGAGGAGGACCUCUGCCGAGAUCGCUUCGGGACAGCAAAGGAGGGGCACUCCGCCAGGCCAGAUAUACCCGACACGUGCGGCGGGUUGACCACGCGACUUGCCGGAUUUUUCAAACUUAUGGCGGAACAUGAAAAACUGAAAUGUACCUCUCGUGACUGCGUGCGAGCAUGCAGUUAGAACCAAGUUUUCACGGCGAUUCGACGCCAAUCUGUGUUUUGUUGGAUUCAACGGCUUGCUGCGUCCGAGACGUUUUCAGUGCCGGUAACUCUAGCGGGACGUCGACUUCUGAAGGAGUUGGUUUUCCUCAAAAACAGACUCGCUGGAGGGUUCCGCUAGCAAACAGGAACUCUUGGAAACAGGGAUUUCGAGUGCUUCUCUCGUCAGCGACGCCGGGCACUGGAUGUCUGGUUAACGAAGAACGGGAGAGCGAGCUACGUCCAUACUCUCACGUAGACGUAUGUUCCUCGAGUGCGACAGCACAACAUCCGUCUUUGAACACGCCACAAAGAAAAAAACACAUUCGGCGAUGCAGGCAUUUCCCCUUCCAUGGGAACGCAAACGCUCUACCUCCCCCGUGCUGCUCGAGCUGAAAUCGUAGAACGCGACAGGCGUUUACCUGCUCAAUGAGUCCUGACAAACAAUGACGGUUGUGUCAACUUGAGUGCACUUUGCUUUCAACAGAUCAGAUUUCCACCCGUCCUGGUUUUCGUGGCUCGCCUUCGAGAAUCCACUGUGAUUUUGGCAAUACAAAGGAGUCAAACGUUGUGGCGACGUUUUGCACACAGAGUUGGGGUUUCCCUCCAUGUGGCUUACAAGUGGCUCUGCUUUGGACGAUACCACAGAGCGCAUAGAUGCAAUGCAUGCAUAGAUGGCAGUUUCAAACAUGGGUUGCGUUGUCCGCAAAGGGACAAAAAACAGCGUGAGGGCCUCGGUACCCGGGCGUGAUACCCAGCAUGAAUGGGUUUUUCUCCGUAACAGUACAGUAACUCUGUCCGAGCAACGAGGACAUUUUCGUGAGGUAUGAGGCUCGUUUGCUUAACCUAUUUAGCACCACAAAAGAUUAAGCUGAACCUCCCAGAGAGUCCUACACUACACGGGACCCACAUUACCCUGAUCAGCUCUGUGGUGUUGGUUUACGGCAGGGACGUCCCGGUCAUAACAUCCAGCGAGUCCUUCCUAUUAUACGUAUUGCUCAGGCACCUACUCGUGAUAACAACUCCCUCUGUAAACUUUGCUUCCACCCAGUCUUUUGCAAACACCGGAUGCAUUGUAGAAGGCAAAUAUGAACUCUUUCUCUAUACGUUUAUCUGCUUACCGCUGACUUGAGGGGGCGGGUAUUUCGUGUUGGCAGGGCCCCGAUAAAAGGUUUGUCGACAGACAUCAGAGUUCCAAUAAACGCGUCAAGAGAAUCACUACAUCCUGCCAUGCUGCUCUCCACCGUGUCUCCGAAGCAGACAUCAGUGAAACGCUGUGUUAAGGGUAAUGGUACCCGUGAUUGUCACGACUUUCCGGUACUUUACAGUCAUUAGGCAGUCAGUGAAUAUAAGAUUGGAGACGAGGCGCUUCCCCAAAUUGGAGCUUCAUCACUCGCAUGCUCUA